Molecule: messenger RNA, 246 nt
Organism: Fusarium pseudograminearum CS3096
Lineage: Eukaryota; Fungi; Ascomycota; Sordariomycetes; Hypocreales; Nectriaceae
Exons: 2
Coding region: 1-246 (81 amino acids)
Source: RefSeq, a predicted model, not a curated record
AUGAGAAUCAAGUGCGGUUGUUGUGCCCAUGGUUGUCGCGACAACUCUCAGUCUGGCCUCGGGCGGAUUAUCAAGGGAGAGCGAACUACAUUGAACGACCUCUGGGAUGAUGUUGUUGCAGAGCGUAUGGCUAUGUCUUCGCUUUACGGCAAAAAGAUUCCUGGCAUACAGGGCUGGGUCGAUCUUGAUGCGGCCUACAUUAACGUAUGUGUUGUUGACGUCGCAGCCUGUUUCCAUCUCGGCUGA